AACAACUCUCCACUCUUUCCUCGUUGUUCAUAUGGUCAACUGUCGAUGACAGUUUUUGACAAUUACGAAGUUUUAAGAGAAGUAAACAUUUUUUGGCACAUUAAAAUAUAAUUGAUUGAAAUAUUGAAGCAAGAAUUGCAACAUGUAUCAUCAGGCAAAAUAUUUUUAUUGAAAUCUUCGUGGAGGUCGAUCAACGAUAUCAUGACGCGCACAAACAGGAAAAGAUGUCGCAACAUAGAAGAAGAAUCCAGUGACUUUAUGCCAUUGAGCAAACGAAUUAACAAUCUUCAUAUCAAUGGUUUAUCUGGUCUACGAGAGAACACUGUGGAGAGUACAGUGGAGAAUAUGGAAACUGAUUGGGAAAGUGGAAAUUUCAUGUCGUCUCCAAGCUGCUCAGAGAUAUCUCAGAAUUCAUCGCCCAGAGGCAGUUGUGGUUCCAGCCAAAGCAGUUUCACCAGUGAUUACAGACCAGAUUUGGAUGCGACGGAAAAUCCUUUUUAUUAUGAGAGUAAUAAAUUGCUGUUUUCCUUAUACAUGGAACGUAUGCAGAGGAGACCAGAUCUUUAUUAACGGAAUGUUUCACUUGUGAAGCAUCUUGAGAUUUAGUCAAACUCGCUGUUUUUCUCUUGUCCUUCUGCAUGAUAUAUUCGACGAUGUUUGGUUUCCCAGUCAUUUCUUGGAUAAUGAUAAAGUGUACCACAGCAAUAAAAUUGGUAUAUAAAACUUUUAUCAGAAGCAGCAUCUAUAGAUAUAAGAUUCAAUAAUGUACAAUCGUGUU
Molecule: messenger RNA, 778 nt
Organism: Cyphomyrmex costatus
Lineage: Eukaryota; Metazoa; Arthropoda; Insecta; Hymenoptera; Formicidae
Exons: 3
Coding region: 202-570 (122 amino acids)
Source: RefSeq, a predicted model, not a curated record